Molecule: messenger RNA, 1113 nt
Organism: Bactrocera latifrons
Lineage: Eukaryota; Metazoa; Arthropoda; Insecta; Diptera; Tephritidae
Product: PXMP2/4 family protein 4-like
Exons: 5
Coding region: 380-1063 (227 amino acids)
Cellular component (GO): membrane; cytoplasm
Source: RefSeq, a predicted model, not a curated record
UUGAACAUUUGUGAAAUCUGCUGUGCGGGGAAAAUAUAACUUCUUAUAAUUGAAAAAAUAAGUAGUGUUAAGAAAGUGAUGUCUGAUUAAAUAUUGAGCAAGUGAGCAAACCCUCGACGGUAACAAAGCUGGACAGUUUCUAAAAAUAGACCGUAAGAAUUGAUUUAUGAAAACUCCAUAGUUCGCAACAAUUGUACAUACAAUCUAUGUAUAAAUGUUUGAGAGAGUAGUUGAAAUGCUUGUGGUGUGAUUUCCGAUGUUUCGUCGGUGUGCGAUGACGCGGAGAAGGCAAAAGAAUAUGUGCGUCAGCUGGUGCGUGGCGGCGUCGCUCGUCAUCAACUGCGGGAUCAAAUGUUGAUAAAAUAAAUUUAUAGUAARAAUGGUAGCCACAUUUACCCUCAAGCUCCUAAAAUCACAAUGGCGCAGCUUUGCGAAUGCACAUCCAUUGGCCAGAGGUGUCAUUUCGUAUGCAGUAAUAUGGCCCACAAGCAGUCUCAUACAGCAAACAAUUGAGGGUAGAGAUCUCAAAACCUACGACUGGAUGCGUUGUCUGCGUUAUGGUGUGUUUGGCGCGCUAUAUGUGGCCCCCACAUUAUAUGGUUGGGUGCGUCUAAGCUCUGUCAUGUGGCCGCAAAUGAAUUUAAGAGUUGGUAUUACAAAAGCUGCCGUCGAACAGAUCUCAUAUGGCCCCUUCGCUGGUACCAGCUUCUUCUUUGUUAUGAGCUUAAUGGAAGGACGUAGCGUCGAAGAGGCUGUGCAAGAGGUCAAAGAUAAAUUCCCAAAAGCAUUCGAGGUUGGCAUUUGCAUCUGGCCUGUCAUUCAGACAAUAAAUUUCUCCAUGGUACCUGAGCAACAUCGUGUCGUUUUCGUUAGCAUCUGCAGUUUGGCUUGGACAACAUUUCUAGCUUAUGUGCAUACCAAAAAUGUUGACGAAGAAGAAAAUGAGAAACCCAGCAACGAGCCGAAGCUUUCACAGCAACCACCGUUAACACAAACAAUGUCAGCAACAACAACAACUAAUGAGAGCUUAGUUCUAAAAGUCAAACGUGCACUUGCGCUUUAAAUACAUUUUAAGUGUGUUAGCGGAAUUUAAUUGUAGAAGGAAUGGGGAAA